AUGCUGGGGAAGGAGGAGGAGGAGGAGGAGGAGGAGGGGAAAGGAGCGCGGCUUCCUCCGCCCCCAGUCGGGGAGAGUCCGUUAGCGGGAGCGCAGGGCCGGGGCGGCGGUGCCGAGGAGAAGUUUGCGGCAGCGCCGAGCCCCCGCGGCACCGGCAGCGGCACCCCGCUCCGCCCGCAGGCUCUCUGCCGCGGCGGCCGGCCGGGCAGCAUGGUCCCCGCGGCGGCGGCGGCGACGGGGCGGCGGGGGGCGGCGGGCCGCCUCCUGGCCCUGCUGGCGGCCGCCUCGCUCCUCCGCCUCCGCGCGGCAGGUGAAAUGGAAAUUCCAGAUUCAAAUGACCCCUUAGGUCAUGCAGAUGGACUUGAGAGACCAAUUCCAACACCUAAAGGUUACUUCCUGACCUUUUUGGAACCAGUAAACAAUAUCACUGUAGUCCAGGGGCAAACAGCAAUCCUCCACUGCAAGGUAGCAGGAAAUCCGUCUCCAAAUGUCAGAUGGCUAAAAAACGAUGCUCCAGUGGUUCAGGAGCCAAGACGGAUCAUCAUUAGAAAAACAGAUUAUGGUUCACGUCUGAGAAUCCAGGACCUUGAUACUACGGAUACGGGAUACUAUCAAUGCGUGGCUUCAAAUGGGAUGAAGACGAUAACUGCAACAGGAGUGUUGUUUGUACGGCUCGGUCCAACAAACAGCCCAAAUCACAAUCUUCAAGAAGAUUACCAUGAAGACGGGUUCUGUCAGCCAUACAGGGGAAUUGCGUGUGCACGAAUCAUUGGAAACAGGACAAUUUAUGUGGACUCCCUCCAGAUGCAAGGGGAAAUUGAAAACCGAAUUACUGCCGCAUUUACCAUGAUUGGCACUUCCACACAUUUGUCCGAUCAGUGCUCACAGUUCGCUAUACCAUCCUUCUGCCACUUCGUGUUUCCCCUGUGUGAUGAGCGCUCUCGGACCCCUAAGCCAAGGGAGCUGUGCCGGGAUGAAUGUGAAGUUCUGGAGAAUGAUCUCUGUAGGCAGGAGUACAACAUUGCUAGGUCAAACCCCCUCAUCUUGAUGCAGCUACAGUUGCCUAAGUGUGAGGAUCUCCCACGACCUGACACCUUGGAAGCUGCCAACUGCAUAAGGAUCGGGAUCCCUGUGGAGAGACUCAGCCGGUAUCAUCAGUGCUACAAUGGUUCUGGAGCAGACUACAGAGGGACGGUCAGCAUUACGAAGUCUGGCCACACUUGCCAACUCUGGGACUCCCAGAGUCCCCACAGCCAUGAUCUGACAAGCGCACAGUUUCCAGAGCUAGGUGGAGGACAUGCAUAUUGCCGAAAUCCUGGAGGUCAGAUGGAUGGGCCCUGGUGUUUUACAAAGAAUAAAAACGUACGCAUGGAACUGUGUGACAUACCUUCUUGUAGUCCACGUGACAACAGUAAAAUGGGAAUCCUCUACAUCCUGGUUCCCAGCAUAGCCAUCCCUCUGGUUAUCGCCUGCCUUUUCUUCCUGGUCUGUAUGUGCAGAAACAAGCAGAAGGCAUCUGCUGCUACACCACAGCGCCGCCAGCUGAUGGCAUCUCCUAGCCAGGACAUGGAAAUGCCACUCAUUAAUCAACACAAACAGGCUAAACUUAAAGAAAUCAAUCUGUCCACUGUGCGGUUUAUGGAGGAACUAGGAGAGGAGAGAUUUGGCAAGGUCUACAAGGGGCAUCUUUUUGGUACAGCACCAGGUGAACAGACACAAGCUGUUGCUAUCAAGACACUCAAAGACAAAGCAGAACUGGCUCUUCGGGAAGAAUUCAAACAUGAGGCAAUGAUGAGAUCACGAUUACAGCACCCAAACAUUGUUUGUUUGCUGGGAAUAGUGACGAAGGAACAACCUAUAAGCAUGAUUUUUAGUUAUUGUUCCCACAGUGACCUCCAUGAAUUCUUGGUGAUGAGAUCUCCCCAUUCGGAUGUUGGCAGCACUGAUGAUGACAAGACAGUAAAAUCCACACUGGAACCAGCAGACUUUUUCCAUAUUGUGACUCAGAUAGCUGCAGGAAUGGAAUAUCUUUCAAGCCACCAUGUUGUCCACAAGGACUUGGCCACUAGAAAUAUACUGGUGUUUGAUAAACUGAAUGUGAAAAUAUCCGAUUUAGGCCUUUUCAGGGAAGUUUACGCUGCUGAUUACUACAAACUGAUGGGAAAUUCCCUUCUUCCUAUCCGGUGGAUGUCCCCUGAGGCUAUUAUGUAUGGCAAGUUUUCUAUUGAUUCGGAUAUAUGGUCAUAUGGAGUUGUGUUGUGGGAAGUUUUCAGCUAUGGCCUGCAGCCUUACUGUGGUUAUUCUAACCAGGAUGUCAUUGAGAUGAUCAGGAACCGACAGGUUUUGCCAUGUCCUGACGACUGCCCCACAUGGAUAUACACUUUGAUGUUGGAGUGUUGGAAUGAAUUUCCCAACAGAAGACCAAGAUUUAAAGAUAUACACAACAGACUAAGAACAUGGGGAAACCUUUCUAAUUACAACAGCUCAGCGCAAACCUCUGGGGCAAGCAACACCACGCAAACAAGUUCUCUCAGCACAAGCCCUGUUAGCAACAUCAGCAAUGCUAGGUACAUUGGACCAAAGCAGAAAACUCCAGCUUUCCCUCAACCACAGUUCAUACAAAUGAAAGGGCAGAUGAGACCGAUGGUCCCACCUCCUCAACUUUACAUUCCAGUCAAUGGUUACCAGCCAAUGCCUGCCUAUGGCGCUUACUUGCCAAAUUUUUAUCCUGUCCAGAUUCCAAUGCAAAUGGCUCCUCAGCAAAUUCCUUCCCAGAUUAUUCCCAAACCAGGCUCCCACCACAGCGGGAGCGGAUCUACCAGCACAGGCUAUGUAACAACGGCGCCUUCUAAUGCGUCGGUGGCCGACAGGGCUGCUCUGCUUUCGGAGGGCACGGAUGACACACACAAUGGAACAGAAGAUAUCACCCAGAAUCCUGUCCAGGAGGAGGAGGAAGAGGAGGGCUCUGUGCCUGAAACAGAAUUGCUGGGCGAUAAUGACACACUUCAGAUGGACGAAGCAGAAAUUCAAUCAGAAGCCUAAGGAAUUUGGCCUCAUUUCUAAGAAUUUCACAUCACUUCCAUGAAUGGAUACUGUAGAUCCUCAGGCUUUAUAGCAGUGAUUCUGAUCUGACUAAAAGAAACAAAACUAAAAAACCUACACCCGCAUAAAGUGCAGCAGUAAUGACAUAAUGGGUUUAUUGACCAUUGCCACCAUCAGAUUUUGCAAAUAUGAUGGUAUAGAAUUGCUGGGUUUAAUCUUUUUUACUGUCCUAUAGUUCUUGAGGGAAGCUGCUUUUCAGUUAUGUACUGUUGCUGUGCAACAUAUUGCAGAGUAGCAUUGCACAUCAUGUAUAUCAUGAUAUAUGAGUGUAAUGUUAGUGAAUUAUGCUUAAACCAAUAACACAAAAAGGAAUCCAACUAUGGUUGCAGAAUUGCUCUGAGCAUAAAGAAGUGCCCUGGAUGUGAUGGACAGCUUAGUUUAUAGUAUUUAUCUCUUUGAUAUAAUGGACACAAGAUUGUUGUUUGCUUUUUGAGUCUGAAAAAAUAACAAGUUGAGAAUACUGAUCCUUGUUUGUAUUACCAUAACCAGAAAAGUAGGGAAACUGAACAUAAAAUUGGCUGUGCUGAGUCAGACCAUGGGUCUGUCCAGCCCAGUAGCAUGUCCUGAAAGGCCAUCGAUGAUGUCUGCCCAGGGAAGACUGCAAGGGCAAUUUCCCUUGUAGAAUUUCCCCAGGGUAUUUCCCCAGCCUCCAGCAAUUUGUGGCUUAGGGACUUCCCAAGCCAGAAGUGGAUUUUUUUUCUGUUUAAUAGUCCUGGAUGGAAUUUUCUACUAUGAAUUUAUGCAAAUGAUUCUGAACCCAUAUAAACUUAUAGCAUCCACAACAUCCUGUGGAAUAACAUGAGAGGAGAGAGGAUGGCUUUCUUUCAUCAUUCCCAAUGAAUGACUGUGACAGAAGCUUCCAAAUGAGAUCGUCUGACUGCAUUUGUGGAUGAAAGUAUUCCUUCUCUGCUGUGUAUUUUCAGCAGCAAGCAGCCUUAAUACACUGUUAACCAAAAAUGGGGAUAUUGUAGGGGAUAUUGUAGGUGUGCACUAACUUAACAAUCCAACUUUAAUUGCAUAUUGGUUAUCAAGUACAGAAAAGGACUGCACAUGUAUGUUCCCACAUUGUAAAAGUGUUGGGUUUGGUGUGGGGUUAUAGAGUUACUUGAUUUACCGCAAUUACUGCUGGAUUGCAUGUGAAACCAUGUUUUUUCCUGCCUCUUUAGUGAAAAUGAAUCUUUGAACUUUAGAAGACCAAAAUAAGCAAUACUGUACAAAGUGCUGGUUUUGUGCUUCUAUUUGCAGGAUGAAUCAUGUACAGACCUUUAAAUGUAAUUUAUGUUUUACCACAUUUUAUAUACUUUUUUUCAUUGAAAUAUUUGGAUUUUUGAAUGAAUGACUUUAUAACUUAACCAUUUACAAUAUUCACAUGUGGUGCAGUUUUAUUGUAUUGCUGUUCCAUUUUGUUAAACACGCAGACAGGUCCAUACAUUUCAAGACCCUUUCUGUAAUACAAGCAAUACACAUUCUCAUUGUAGCAUUGUAGCCAACACACACUAUAGCUAUAAGUUGUACAUCCAACAUGGAGAAUUCAAUAAAGUGAUGCAAAAAGUAUGAUUAAGUAUGUUAUCUUUAUAGUUCCUACAGCCGCUGUUUUGUUAUGGUACUUUGUGGAUAUAGAAAUUGACACAGUUCCUUAUGUUCCAGGUUUCAUACCUGAAAUGCAACUUUUUAUUUUAUUACAUUGGGAUUCACUUGUAAGUGGUGUAUCAUUGUGAUCUACACCCUGUGUUCAUGGUAUGGCAGCAUUACUUGUUUCCAGCAUUUCACCUGGAUUUGGAAAUGCACUGGUAGGAAUAAAAUAUGAAAGCUUUAUUACUUGUGUUAAUAUAAUGCAGCUUUGGGUGCUAUUACUAAA
Gavia stellata (red-throated loon) is the source of this 4960-nucleotide messenger RNA. RefSeq names its product receptor tyrosine kinase like orphan receptor 2 (gene ROR2). Lineage: Eukaryota; Metazoa; Chordata; Aves; Gaviiformes; Gaviidae. The record is from RefSeq and is a predicted model, not a curated record. The transcript has 9 exons. Gene Ontology annotation, cellular component: signaling receptor complex. Gene Ontology annotation, biological process: positive regulation of kinase activity; protein phosphorylation; multicellular organism development. Gene Ontology annotation, molecular function: ATP binding; protein binding; transmembrane receptor protein tyrosine kinase activity. The coding region runs from base 1 to 3042 and encodes 1013 amino acids.